Lactuca virosa is the source of this 1254-nucleotide messenger RNA. NCBI's taxonomy places the organism in Eukaryota, Viridiplantae, Streptophyta, Magnoliopsida, Asterales, Asteraceae. The record is from the annotation of a GenBank genome assembly.
UCAUUGACGACACGAGGGAGGGAAAAGGAGAGAAAAUUCAAGUUAACCGUAGUUUGCAAACGCUGAAAACUUUAAUCUCUUUGAUUCAAACAGACGAUUACACUGGUUAUGAUGGAGAAGUAAACUUCUUAAAGUAUCUGGGUAUUAAGUUCAAUCUGAAAAUUUGAAAACCAAGAAAGAAGAGGUUAUGGAUUGCACAUGGAAUUCAAGAACAAGAAGAAGAUUGAAGAACUAGAGAUUACCCAUGAAACCAAUCGCAAUCGCAAACUCAGCCUCAUCGUCAAUUUUCGUAGUGCCAUACGCUAAUAGUGGUGGUUCAUCUUCCAAGAUAGUUGCCCAGAAGAACAAGCAUCCCCAAUCUUCAAAGGGUUCAGAGCCAGCUCCUGCCAGGAUUACAUCAAAUGUGAAGCAGAAUUUGCAGUUCUUGAAGUUAUGGAAGGAAUAUCAAAAGAGAAAAUCUGGCACACCCAAGCCUGCUACGAGUUACCGGAGGAAGAAGGUGGAGAAAGGUGACCUUCCAGAUGAUGAUACCGAGCUCUAUCGUGACCCUACUUUGACCCUCUAUUAUACAAACCAGGGAAUAGACACUGCAGUCCCUGUGUUGCUUGUUGAUGGUUAUAAUGUCUGCGGGUAUUGGCCCAAGCUCAAAAAACAUUUUAUGGGUGGAAGGCUUGACCUUGCUCGCCAAAAGCUUGUUGAUGAGCUCAUAACCUUUGGAAUGCUAAGAGAGGUUAAAGUGGUAGUUGUUUUUGAUGCUAUGAUGUCCGGCCUUCCAAUGCACAAAGAAAAUUUUGCUGGUGUUGAUAUAGUCUAUUCAACUGAAACCUGUGCUGAUGCAUGGAUAGAGAAAGAGGUUGCAGCGUUGAGGGAGGAUGGGUGCCCAAGGGUGUGGGUUGUCACGUCUGAUCGAUGUCAGCAACAUGCAGCACAUGGAGCGGGGGCUUUCGUUUGGAGUGCAAAGGCAUUAGUUUCAGAGAUCAAGACUUCGCAAAAAGAGGUCGAGAGAAUGCUUCAAGAACAUAAAUCAACAUCAGUGCAGGGUAAACUGUUGAAGCACAAUCUUGAUUCUGGGGUAGUGGAUGCUCUCAAGGAUCUCAGAAACAAACUCUCUGAAACCGACACCAAAAUAAAAUGAAACAAAAUAUGUGUGGUUCUCUCCUUUCAAGAAACACCAACUUAUGUGUUCUAUUUCUUUAUAAAAUUAACAUAAUUUAAACUGCAAACACAUUUUUAAUAAAGUGUUAUUUGGAAGUA